AUGUUGCGUCUUCAGUGCCCAGUGCAGAACUAUGCUUGGGGAAGGAAGCCAGAUGGUGGUGGAGGCAAGAGAGGGAGCGAGGUUGCCGCCCUUGCAGCCGGAGCGGGUAUCGAAGUUGAUCCCGAGAAACCUUACGCGGAACUCUGGAUGGGGACGCACCCCAGUGGUCCGGCAACUGUCCUUGGCGUUGAGAACACCACGCUCAGCCACUGGCUCAGCACACAUCCGUCUGCUCUGGGUGACGCCCAACAGUACUUCGGAGAUGACAUCCCUUUUCUUUUCAAGGUGCUGUCAGUGGGGACUGCUCUAUCCAUCCAGUCCCACCCGGACAAGGCCCUCGCACAGAAGCUGCAUGCCAAGCGCCCUGACGUGUACAAGGACGACAACCACAAGCCGGAGAUGGCCAUUGCGCUGACAGACUUUGAGGCCCUGUGCGGCUUUGUGGAGCACGACGAACUGGUGGAGGCCCUGAGGAGUGUCCCGGAGCUGAAAUCUGUCGUCGGAGAGGCAGCGGCUGCGGCGGUGGAGGCAAGCCCCUCCAAGGCAGCGCUCAAGGCUGCUUUCAGCGCGCUGAUGACCGCAGAUGCAUCCACGGUGGCAACGGCGAUCCAGGUAAUGACUAAGCGGCUGCUGAGCGAGAGGCGGGUGCUGACGGAGAAGGAGAAGCUGGUGCUGCGCCUGAACGAGCAGUACCCUUUGGACGUCGGCGUUCUCUCCGCCUUCUUCUUCAACCUCGUCACCCUCAAGCCUGGCCAGGCGGUCUACCUGGCGGCGAAUGUGCCGCACGCAUAUGUGUCUGGUGAGCUGGUGGAGUGCAUGGCCACCUCCGACAAUGUCAUCCGCGCCGGCCUCACCCCCAAGCUCAGGGACACGUCAGUGCUGUGCGAGUCGCUGACGUACAGCCAGGGCCCCCCGGAGAUCUUGGAGGGAACACCAUCCACCAGCCGCACCUGGACUGUCACCUACAGCCCGCCUUUCGACGAGUUUGAGGUCCUCAGAAUCAGGAUCCCAGGCACCACCAGGCCCCUUGGCCUCCAGGAGGCUAUUCCUGCCAGCCCAGGUCCGCAGAUACUGCUUGUGCGGGAAGGGCAAGGGAGAGCCUUCACCCGGAACCCCCCGCGCGCUGACGCGGACCCCAAGGUUGAGCUGCAGGAGGUUGAGCUUCGCAAGGGAGGUGUGGUGUUCAUCCCUGCCAACACGCCCUUCAUGGUAGAGGCCCUAAACGUCGGUGUGGAGGCAUGGUUGGCUACCGUCAAUGAGCGGGUGUACAAGCAAGGAGCACGCACAAAGGCGGCUGCCGUGGAGAGGGAGGGCCAGCUGUCGUGGGUGUUCUGGUUUGCACUGGGCCUGCUGUUGGUGCUGCUGUGGGCCAUGGCCACCAACAACCUGCCGGCCCUGCAGCGCGAGCUCAACAAGUGGGCCAGCUUCGGCGCGCCCGACGCGGCCCAUGUGCGGCCGACGUGAGCCAUGUGCCGGCAUGUGACAGCAUGCCGC
Molecule: messenger RNA, 1494 nt
Organism: Coccomyxa subellipsoidea C-169
Lineage: Eukaryota; Viridiplantae; Chlorophyta; Trebouxiophyceae; Coccomyxaceae
Product: mannose-6-phosphate isomerase
Exons: 12
Coding region: 1-1464 (487 amino acids)
Biological process (GO): carbohydrate metabolic process; GDP-mannose biosynthetic process
Cellular component (GO): cytosol
Molecular function (GO): zinc ion binding; mannose-6-phosphate isomerase activity
Source: RefSeq, a predicted model, not a curated record